Messenger RNA from Saccostrea cuccullata (small rock oyster), 558 nucleotides. RefSeq names its product putative nuclease HARBI1. Lineage: Eukaryota; Metazoa; Mollusca; Bivalvia; Ostreida; Ostreidae. The transcript has 2 exons. The coding region runs from base 1 to 558 and encodes 185 amino acids. The record is from RefSeq and is a predicted model, not a curated record.
AUGGCAGCGUUCAUGAGAGUCACAGACGAACAGGUGCGUCGAAAUUUACGCAGACAACGCGUGUUCCGGGACAGACAGAAUCCACUUGAUGCAUAUGACGACAUCGAUAUUAUCCAUCGUUACCGGUUGGACAGAAUGACCAUCAUUAGUAUCAUUGACAUAGUUCAAGAUCGUCUAGAGAGACCAACAAAAAGAUCUGCGAGUCUUCCAGCCUCUUUGCAAGUGUUUGCGACUUUGAGAUUCCUUGCUUCUGGCUCCCAGCAGAGAGUGAUUGGAGACACUCUGGGAAUAUCCAAGGCAUCUGUUUGCAGGUCUAUAGACGAUGUUAUCAAUAUCUUGUGUCGGACAAUGACCAACAUCAAGUUUCCGACUGGUGAUGCCGAGACAACAAGGACGAAGGUUGGUUUUCAUGCAAUUGCUGGUUUCCCUAAUGUCCUUGGCGCCAUCGACGGGACUCACAUACCCAUCACGGCACCUACAACAGAUGAACAUUUGUACGUGUGCAGAAAGGGAUAUCAUUCCAUCAACGUCCAGGCCAUAGCUGAUUGUGAUAUGUAG